Arachis ipaensis is the source of this 2808-nucleotide messenger RNA. RefSeq lists its product as uncharacterized. NCBI's taxonomy places the organism in Eukaryota, Viridiplantae, Streptophyta, Magnoliopsida, Fabales, Fabaceae. The record is from RefSeq and is a predicted model, not a curated record. Gene Ontology annotation, molecular function: protein binding.
UUGGUGACAGGGAGAGAAGAAAAGGAGUCGGGGGAGAGUGGUAAGGAGUUUUUCGCUUUUGCUUUCACUGCAAACCUAAGCUCGGCGACAGAAAGAGAAAGAGAAACUCUUGGCGCGCUCAGCGGAACCCUAGAAUCUCAGGCGACCCCUUAUUGGGGCGGCGUUCCUUCAAAGCCACCCAAACUCUGAUCAGAGACACAUACAGACAGAGAUGAGCCGACCACGAGAUCUACGCCACCCUCCGCGACUGCAACAUGGACCCUGACGAAGCUGUUACUCGCCUCCUCUCACAAGAUACUUUUCAUGAGGUGAAGAGCAAACGAGAGAAGAAAAAAGAGAGUAAGGACCCAGCUGAUUACAGGCCUAGUGGGACAAAUAACACGUCGAAUCGUGGUGGUGCUAGGACUGGCACAGAUCGCCAUGGUGGACGUAGUGGCACAAACCAGUUCAGCAGUAGUGAUGCUGGUCUGCUGGGAAAACCUGUAUACAAGAAGGGAAAUGGAACUCCUGCUUAUGGAGGCUCUGCACCCGGUUUGUUGGGGAAUAAUGGGAACAGGCAACUACCAUCCUACAGUGAUUCUGUGACUACUGAAAAUAAAACAUCUGCAUUAGGAAUGGGUGAUGCAGUAUCAUCGUCAUCACAACAGGGUGGAUUGCAAUCUCCAUGGGUGCGGAAUGCUGGUCAACUUUCAAUGGCUGACAUUGUUAAGAUGGGUAGACCACAGACCAAGGUGCCUAUGCAUAACUCUUCUCUCCACAGUGGUCAUCAUCAAAAUGCUGUGGCCCCUCCAGCACCAUUGGAUUAUAAUUCCCAAUCAUUUCAAGGCCAUGCUUCCAAGAUUUCAGAGACAAAUACUGAUCAAGGCUAUGCUAGCGUACCACAGGAUGAUGAAUGGCCUCGUAUGGAGAACCAACAAGAUAUUAGUGUAUCUACUGCUGUUGAUCCACAAGUAAAUUCAGAAUAUGAUGGUGAAGCUAAUUGGCACCAGAGGACUCACCUAGAAGAACAUGUAGCUGAUGAUGGUUCUGUUGAGAAUGCAGACAAUACUGAAUCUGCUUCUAUUUCUGCUAAAAGUACGUCAGAAGAUAACACAGGAGCCGAAGAUGGUAUUUCAUCAGUAACUGCAAACAUGGGGCAGCUAAAUUUACAGAGAGACAACAGUGCAACGGAACCAGAUGAGGACAAUCCUUCUUUAGUAAUUCCAGAUCACCUGCAGCUCCAUACUCCAGAAUGCUUGAAUCUGAGCUUAGGAAGUUUUGGGCCUGCGAACAAUGCUUCCCUUUCGGGACCUGCCUCAUAUGCAUCUGGGCCCUUCAAAAGUAACUUGGACGAUGCAUCUGCACCGGCAGAUGUUUCAGCCAUUGGAUCCUUAGAAACUAGAAAUCCAGAGUAUUACAGGGAUGAGCAUCUUGCUACUACCUCAGGUGAAAAUUUAGUUCAUGGAAAUGGUGUGAAUGUUGAAACAUAUGAACAAGCAUCUGUUUCCCAAGAGGCUUUAAAACCUCAACCCCCUGAAGCUGCUCAGGAGAAUCAAUAUUCAUUUCCUUCAUCCUCGCAUGGAUUUAAUUAUGAAACCGCACAACAACCAGAGGUCCCAUUCCCUCAACCGCAGACAAGCUUGCCGAUGCAAAACCUAGGUCCCUUCUCUAAUGUAAUGCAGGCGUAUACAAAUUCUUUGCCCAGUUCUCUGUUGGCUUCAACAGUUCAAACUGCAAGGGAGGAUAGUCCAUACUCACCUUUCCCUUCAGCAACACAAUCAAUGCAUGCAAAAUAUGGCAACAUCACUUCUUCAAUUGGCGGUCCUUCCUUAUCAAUGUCAGAGGCUCUAAGAUCAGGUGGCAUUUCUGCACCUCAACCCAAUCCACAGACGCUGCCUGGUGGCAAUGUUGCUACCGGACCUGGGCUCCCUCAACAUGUGGCUGUGCAUCCGUAUAGCUAUCCUAUCUUGCCUCAGAGCUAUACGUAUAUGCCAUCGGCUUUUCAGCAGGGCUUUGCUGGAAAUAGCACAUACCCCCAGUCUCUGGCAGCAUUGCUUCCUCAAUAUAAAAAUGGUGUUUCUGUCAGUAUGACUCAGUCUACUGCUAUUCCACCUGGAUAUGGGUUUGGAAGUUCAACAAACGUUCCUGGAGGAAAUUUUCCUUUGAACCCCCCUACUGCUCCUACUGGAACAACCAUUGGAUAUGAUGAUGUUAUAAAUUCCCAGUUUAAGGACAACAGUCAUAUGAUGUCACUACAACAGAAUGAGAACUCUGUAAUGUGGCCUCAUGGACCUGGAUCACGAUCAGUGUCUGCACUUCCUCCCAGCAUGUAUUUCAACUUGCCGGAACAGAAUCAACAAGGUGGAUUUCGGCAAAGACAGCAGCAGCCUUCACAGAAUUUUGGAUCCCUUGGAUACCCUAAUUUCUACCAGUCUCAGGCUGGCGUUUCUUUGGAACCUCAGCAGCAGCAGCAUCAGCAUCCUAGGGAAGCAAACUUGGGUGGUUCACAAAACCAACCAGCUAAGCAGUCCCAGCAGUUAUGGCAAAACAGCUACUAAUCCUAAUCACUACCCAGUUUUUCAGGGUUCUGAUGUGAGUUUGUAAGUGACGAAUUAGAGGCAUUUCCACGGUCUAUACGGCCAAAUGUGUUACUGUUUGGUCUGAAGGGACCAUGAUUGGCUGCUGCCCGCUGCCACGAGGGUGUAUUUUACAUAAAUUAUGUUUGUCAUGUUUAACGUAGGUACUAAGUGUGCUAAUUUGGUUUAUUUGGUACAUCUUUUCUAUUUAGUAUCAUGGUUAUAGUUAAAAAAAUCUUUUGUUCCUAUCUAC